AUGGCACAAGCAAUGAUGAAUUCCGUGGAAAAUCGUAAUUAUAUUCCAGCUAGCAAUGAAGGGUUAGGAUAUGCUCUACCGACAAUGCCUGACACGCAGGAUCCCAUCGGAUUUGAUCUGGGACUUUACAAUAUGCCUGAACCCAUGACAAAGGAAGAUAUGGGCAUCUUAACCACCACUCUGGAUGGCAUUGUCAACAUGCUGACUCAACUGAAAGAGUACAACACCAGAGCUGCCAAGAAAAAUGAAGAUACAGGAGCUGCCAAGAAAAGUAAACAGACAGACCCAUGUUUCAUAUGUAAAGAAUUAGGACAUUGGGCUCCAGACUGUCCCAGAAAAAAACAGAACUUAUGCUACAAGUGUGGAAAUUUUGGACAUUGGGCCCAUCAGUGUACAGAUGACAGUAUGGAAUUACUAAAAGAAGUCGAAAAACUGGAGAAAUAG
Messenger RNA from Saccostrea echinata, 444 nucleotides. RefSeq lists its product as uncharacterized. The transcript is spliced from 2 exons. Gene Ontology annotation, molecular function: nucleic acid binding; zinc ion binding. The record is from RefSeq and is a predicted model, not a curated record. Lineage: Eukaryota; Metazoa; Mollusca; Bivalvia; Ostreida; Ostreidae. The coding region runs from base 1 to 444 and encodes 147 amino acids.